AUGGAGCGCGAAUCCCUUGUCACUGGGACAGCUGUUGCCAAUAAAGAUUUGCAGCCCAAUCUCAAUGAAGAGCCAAGCCAUUCUCAAGCCGAAUCUGACUGGCAAAAUAUUCUACUUCAUGUCAACGGCAGUAUUUUACCAGGCUUUGAUCUCGAGCAUAUUCGCUCCAUGGGAACAGACGACUCUCCUGGACUUCGAGUAGAAAUUCUAGCUCGGGCUGGAACUCCUGCUGCGCCUUUGCUUCUCAUGAAGCUACAAAUCAAAUGUGGAGAGAUAUGGCAUCUUUUUGCGAUCAUCGCUUUGCCAUUUAGCGAAAAUAGAGUUCCGUUGUCCGCCGAUCUUAUUCAAGUAGCCAACACGGCUACUAUGAAAGCCUUGUUCACCAUACCGUCUACGUAUAUUAGCUCCAGUACUGUUAUCGAUCCUACGAAUGGCUUGGAUUUCGACCUCAUAAGAUUGGGACUACCUGAUCCUCAAUAUAAUAGCGCUCCUUCGCCUAGUAGCACUUUCGUCCGGCCCGAAGGCACCCAGAUAAUCUGUAUCACCGCUGAGGCAAAAGCUAACCAACUUGUCGUGGAGUACCCAUCCUCAUUUUGGCGGCAAGUUCACCGCCAGCCAACGGCGACGCGAAGCAUCGUUAGUCGCAUUAAAUCGAUGCUCUCGCCGAUGAGUCAAGAGAGCCAUAUUUCAUUCUGGAUCACGUUCCCUUUCUAUCAAGAUUGGAGACGUGAUUGGCGACUUUUCUUUGGCGAUGGACUCAAAGAGAGUCCCUUUGGCAAAAUUAAGUGGGAGAAACGCCAAGAAGACAAUACCCCAAGCCGUCCAUUUCGAUCCCUCUUGAUUCCCUUCCCAGAUUCAGAAUGGAUUGCAGCAGAAAACGACAAGCAGGAAUACGGCAUAGACGCUACAGGGCUUCCUACAGCCUACUUGAUGGCUGUCAACAUGAAGACCACCGAAGUGGUCCUACCUGAUAUCGGAACCUUGGUAGAAAUAGAUCUGUCAGUUGCCCAGGGUUAUUUCCAGCUGCCGAAACAGCCUCAAACAUCGCCUCACAUCCGAAAGAUUGCGGUAGAAGUUCAAGGUGUCCUUAAAGUAGCUGAAAAUAAGGCGCAGGGUGCUACAGAAGAAGCUCAGACCAAGCUGAGUGGUAUCCGCGAUAGGGAGGCUAUUGCAGAAGACUUCGCCCCCUUGAUAUCCGAGAUUUAUAUCGAAGCCGCUGCCAAGGGCUUAAUGCCAUAUAUCAAUAAAUUGUCAAAUAAAGCAAAGGCAAAGCAUCCCUCCGGGCCUGAAGAUGCUCAGCGAUGGGUAGACGCCCUAGAAGUAGCAUCUCUACUUCGAGCACGCAGCGGCGAAAAUGACAACGCGCAUGUCAAACGUAUUGCCAAAUGGGUCAAGUCUCAAGGUGUAUCAUUGCGGACCUUGAAGCCAAAUAAACUCGGUGAACCAUUUCUGGGCUGUCGUUUAGACCCGCCUUGCGAUAUUCCCACAGAGGUUGCACUCUUCCACCUGGAAGUACCCAAGCAGCCAGACUGGCCGCGCGGCUUUAAACAACCCCCCCUGCGAAUCGCCAUCCCAAAGGUCCUUCCGACCCCCAAAUCCCCCAUAAAUGUAUAUAGGAAGAAAGACUUCUUUUUUGCUACUGAGGCAGAGGCGGUAGAGGUGGAGUGUCUCGAAAUCCGCGUCGUGGACAAUCUUGAGCUGGAUCCCAUAGAGAGCGAACAGUUGGAGUCUACUCUCCGGAAAAUUGCCGUUGCAAUAACUACGGCUGAGUAG
This is a messenger RNA of Trichoderma asperellum CBS 433.97, 1773 nucleotides long. RefSeq lists its product as uncharacterized. NCBI's taxonomy places the organism in Eukaryota, Fungi, Ascomycota, Sordariomycetes, Hypocreales, Hypocreaceae. The record is from RefSeq and is a predicted model, not a curated record.